CUUAGGAUCAUUCAUUCUUAUUCAAUAAAUCCUCCUCGAAACCGCUAGGUGUGAUUUCUGAGUUGUCCGGGCUCUAAAUUUCUGUUUUCUACACCCUUCGAAACCACGUUCCAGUGGUACGAGGUACGGGCGCAUUUGUGUCGAGGGUGGGUCUCUCAGCACAGCCAGUUUCGACGUUGCUUCCUUCGACCUGACCUCUUCCUGUCACUCUUCAACUUGUCCAUCAAUUCCUCAGGACCUUUCUUUGUCUUGUCUACAGAGUCUGUAUAUUUAUCUGUCCUGCAGUGAACCUUAAGGUUCGUUUGCCCCCUCUGCAACCCUCCACACAUAUCGUCGCACACCCAAUGCUCCGCUCCUCUACGAUACCUGUGCGGUAGUGCCGGAUGCCAUUAUCAUUGCCUUUGCGCAGCCUCUGUUCCAGAUCAAGAGUAUCCUGGACGUUCUGCAAGAAGUCGCGAUCACUGUCACACACAUUUGCUCUUUGACAUCCAUCUCCUUCGAACCAAAACGGAUCAUACAUUUACCACCCUAUCUGCCGGCCCUCACUCUUCCGACUAUUUGUACCUAAAAGGAGGAUUACCAAGAGAAGAAAAGAUUAUAUUCUCCCAUUCGCAGUAAUGCAAGUAUCCAACUUGCUCUCGAAUGGAGAGCACAAUACACCCAAAAAGAUGGCGCCAGCAAAGUCGGUCUCUUUUGAGCUGCUCCUUGAUGAAGGCUUAAAGACCCGAGCCCGCAUUCCCCUUCGGGUGGUGCUGAACAACCAUGACAGUACAGAGUCCAUCAUCACUACAGUGAAAAACUUCUAUGGCAUAUAUGAUGGCCGGGGAGUGAGCUUUGAAGAUGCACUGGGGAUCACACUGAUUCCCUCCUAUGAAAAUCUGCCUCCUGACUCCACUGUUUAUAUGAGGAUUGUGCCAGCACCACAACAGCCGCUGGGAGCAUACCCUCUUCCCAACUAUGGCGAUGAGAAUGGGUAUGAACCCAAGCGUCGCCCGAGCCUGGGUGAGCCAUUUCAGAUGCUACCGCCUCAUAUGCGGGAACAGUCGCAUUCUCCUUCAAGGCCUGCAUCACGGCUAGCUCGAAAGAGAAGUGUCUCUCCAACACAAGGUCGAGGACGCCGUAGUGUAUCGCAGCAAAAGGGAGGCCAUGUUCCCACGGCCAGUCGUGGCUCAAGUGCCAAUGGGAGUUUCCAUGAAGAAGAUGGCUACAGUGACAGUGAGGCAGGGCGCGGUUCAGUCACUGGCUCCAGGAAAGCAAGAAGCGAGCAGUUUGUCAGCUCGGAAAUUUCCACUGCCAACGUGCUUCAGGAUGGUAGACGUGGACAGCCCAUUUUCGAUAGUUCGACACUCCCACUCUUCGUACCUCCCCAGGUGCCUGUGACUGCCUCACAAUCGUCCAUAUCACCUCAGCGACGAUCAGUCCCACAAGAAGGUCCCUCGCCCUUUCAUCCUCCUGCGCAAAAGCUAUAUAGCCUACAACAAGUCCCCGUGCUGUCUCCACAAAGUUAUGGAACAGGUCAAGGUACAUAUGGCUUUGGCGCAGGUGCUGAGAUCGGAACCCCCGUACCACAACAUGGUCAUCGUCUGCGAGACAGAACCAGCCUGUAUCAAGGACACAAUGGGCGCCCUUCUAAUGGAGUUUUGCCAACCCCAGAUCCGACUGUUGCCAGCUGUAUCUCGGAUGAAGACGUCGCUCGCACUUUGAUUGCGUUGGGCGACGCUUCGAAUUAUUCUCACGGACGUACGUCGAACUCGACCAUAGACGAGACUUUCAGUGGUGCUGCUGAUGCAGCUUCGUCGACCGGGGCAACGAGUGACAGCGAUGAGUACAGCGACGCAGAAGGGGGACUGCCCAAAUAUAGAAAAUACUUGGAUGAUGAGGACGAAGAUUACGACCAGAGCAGUCCUGCUCGUGAGCAAGAAGACUUUGAGGGUCAGCCAAAAACAAAGAAAAUCAAGACCAAAAUGCAUGAUGGGCCAAGCAAUGGCUACCGAACUAAGCAGGGUUCGUCGUCAAAGAACGGAAAAUUCACCAGGAUACAUUCAAACACCAUGCCAAAGAUGGUCAAACACUCGAGUCAACCAAGUAUCAACAAGGUGCCUUCUGCUCCUGCUCUUGCUCCUGCCAGCCAAGCUCGGAAACUCUCUACAUCGAGUGCUACCUUCCAAUCCUCGCUGGCUGCAGAUGAAGAAGACCUCUCUUCCAAGCCUCGUUGCCAGCGAUGCCGAAAGAGCAAAAAGGGGUGUGAUCGACAACGUCCUUGCGGGAGAUGCAAGGACGCAGGCAUUGGCAUCGAAGGAUGUAUCAGUGAAGAUGAAGGCAAUGGUCGCAAAGGCCGCUAUGGACGCCACAUGGGUGUCCCUGUCAAGAAAUCCGCCGACGACGGUGUGACACUCGACGAGUCAUCCGUGGUUCACCUCGGUGCGCACCACAAUGAUAAUGCUCUUGUUACCAGCAGCCCCGAUAAGAGCAAGAAGAGGAAGCGAUAAAGCCAUUGUUGUACAUUGAGAAUUCCGUACACGGAUUCUGUCAAUCAAACAAAAGAAAAACAAUCCGAACAGGUAUAGAAGGGGAUUGUCAGGGUUUGGAUCAUUGAGGUCUCAGGGGUCUGCGGUUGGUACGGGGAAAAGAUUGAAAACGGUUUACAUUCUGUCUGCUUUAAAUUUGCGACUGUUUGAGGGUUGAAGGUACAGGUCAAGUCAUCGUUGACAAGGUGAUCAGUGGUGGGACGUUCCUUGCUGUCUCUCUCUUCCAAUUUGAUAUUUUGGUAUGAUUGCGAGUCGGCGAAAUUUGUGAAAUUUUCUUUUUCUCCGAAGCAAAGAGGGCUGCCUGGAGUCGAUAGCAUUCAUGAGUGUACGAAGUGAGAAAAUUAUUUAUAUAUUGAAGCUUGACUGAAACCAGUGG
Exophiala oligosperma is the source of this 2904-nucleotide messenger RNA. RefSeq lists its product as uncharacterized. NCBI's taxonomy places the organism in Eukaryota, Fungi, Ascomycota, Eurotiomycetes, Chaetothyriales, Herpotrichiellaceae. The record is from RefSeq and is a predicted model, not a curated record. The transcript has 3 exons. The coding region runs from base 618 to 2489 and encodes 623 amino acids. Gene Ontology annotation, molecular function: DNA-binding transcription factor activity, RNA polymerase II-specific; zinc ion binding. Gene Ontology annotation, biological process: regulation of DNA-templated transcription.